AUGUUUAAAGAUGACAUUCGGUUCAAAAGUGGGUCAUUUAUUAGUCAUUUAACUGAAAGUUAUUCGAAUAAAAAAGUUCAGUGGAAAGUUGCGGCGAGCCAUCAUCGACAAAAUUUGAUUGUUGCAUUUGUGGAAUGUCUGAAAAAUGUAAAUAUGGAUUCGUCGAGUGGAAUACUAGAAUGUGUUUGCUUUUUUCCUUUUAAUUUGUAUUGUCAAACAUGGUUUUCAGUUCGUAGACAUAGGGUGAUCUUGCAUUCAUGGAAAUAUAAUGAAGAAGUUUACUAUAUACUCGAUCCAUUUCGUAAUAGAAAUAAAGUUGAUGAAAGGCGUUUGUCAUCAAAAAUUGGUGAAGUUAACAUUAAAAGUGGUCGAAAUGAUUCGAAGCUGUUGAAUAUCCUCGACUAUUUCGUGUUGGGUGCAAUUUGUGCUAUAUGCGGUCAAUCAGUUUGUUUCGAUGAGCUAUGCAGUGUAUUCUAUUAUAAAACAUUUUGUGCGACAUGUGUUAUGCGAGAACAAAUGCAUUUUCCUAAGGAGAUUAUCGAGGUAUAA
Messenger RNA from Dracunculus medinensis (Guinea worm), 549 nucleotides. The record is from the annotation of a GenBank genome assembly. Lineage: Eukaryota; Metazoa; Nematoda; Chromadorea; Rhabditida; Dracunculidae.